AUUUAGCGUGGGUUUUAGAACAGCGUAGGAGCCCAACUUUAUUGUGACCUGCACUACUACACCUUAUCAGUUCGGGAAUGCAUGUUAGUGGCCGCCUCAUCGCUGUUGCGGUCUUCGUUGUCGGUGGACUAUGCCAGGUGCACUCCUCUUUGUACUGUCAGCGACUGGUGCCGUCCGCAGUGACUUCUGCUUUCAGUCCGUGCAGAUUUCCAUGUAGGUUAGGAUUUCUUGAAGCACCUUUCAACAUUGUUAUACAAUCUGAGCCUGAUGGAACGCCAUGCAGGUUGCAGAUCCCUGCCAACAUAGGAGGAAGACAUCAGUGCAUGGGCCGCUGCAAUGGAGGUGCCUGCCUCGAUAUUGGGAAUUACCAUAGGCUGGAACUGUUGAAAUGGGGCCCAAGCUUCAGGGAGAAGACCUUCUGACAAUAUCAACGUUGCAAACAGCAUCGAUCACGGAAGCAGCACUGCAGUGUUAACUGGUGGCGGCUCUGCGCAAAUGGGCUUUCUCAGGAAACCAAACGCCAUUUGGAAUGAUGACCAAGUUAGAAGCUAUAACGCAGAAGCCAUUCACUCCAUAGUACCGGGCCCUCUACGUGCACUUACACGACCGUUACGCGUGAAACGUUCCCCAAGAUUGGUUUCUAGAGCAAAAUCUCAUGUUCGGGACAAAUUAAACUGGCGCAGUAACAGCCGAAGAAAAAACGCGAAUGAGGUCCAACUUCUAUCUUAUAGAAAGCUAGGGAGCGAUGAAGUCACAGGUGGAAGACCUUUACAUGGAAGCAGGAGGGGAGGAGGAUAUGACGUGCAUGGUCACACGUUCGGGCCACAUAGUGGUUCUGUAGUUGUAGUUAACAUGCACGACAAAAAACGCCGCCGUGGUGGUUCAGCAGUGAAAUAUCUGCUCGGCGGUGCGGCCGUAGGUGCGGCCGCAGGUGUCGGGGCUGCCGCCGCACACCGUCGUAGUGAACCAAACGACAAAAGCCACCCAAGUUCCAAUCAAGGCGAAGGUAAUGAAGCUAAAACUACUGACGGUAAUAACACCGACACCGAAAAUAUCAAACCUAGUAGUGGAACCGAUACGACAGGGAGCGCCGAGAGUACUAAAAGUAGCGUGACAGCGAGCCCCGACGGUGCAACAACCAACGGGACGAAGGAAACUGACGCUACUGGAGACAGCGAUACGGCAAGCGGCGGUACAGCAACUGACACGUCAAACAGAACCGACGGUGCCGAAAACAACGGGACCGGUAAUUGAGGGGUUGCUGCCGCCGGUUCAUCAGGAAAAACCGACGGUACUGCAAGUGGCGCCAUGGGCAGCAAGAAAAGUUCAAAACCCCUGGGGGCGAAGGAAGCAGACGGUGCUGGGGCCGGCGUGACGAGGAACACCGGCAGCGGAUAAAACAGCAAGACGGAGAAGUUUGAACACGUUGAAACUCACGCGACAGCUUAAAAAACUGACGACGGUAGCCCUUCCUCCCUCUGCAGUCCUUGAAAGCAGCGGCGCUGAUAUAGCAACGAGAUGAUGGAAACUAAUGGUUGUAACGCGUCUUCUAUAUAUUCCGAUCGAUAAGAAAUGAUCCAAAAGUGAUGCGCGGACUUUAUGUAGCUGUGAAAGACUGACCAGCUUUGAAAGAAGUGGCAGUGGAAGUAGGAGUGCCCAACGCAACAGUCCCUCUAAUGGCAAUGACUAGCGGUGUCACUGCCGGUAAUGUGGCCUUUGGCUCAAACAAUGAGCAGCGCUAGCCUUGAAGUUGGAAUAGCUUGACAACAGGAUUUGGACGGGCUGUGUUAUAAAGAGAGAGAGAGAGAGAUUUUAAUGAAUGAACAAAAUUUGAGGUCCCGUGGUUGGGGCCCUUAGUUCAGGGCUCCACUGGCACGAGCGGCUCGCUGGGCUUGGUGCACGAGAGCCAGUUGGCUGUCAUGAUCGUCGUCCGCAAGCCGCGCCUCCCACUGCCUGUUAAAAUCUUGUGUUUUCAGUUGUGUGGAGUUUAUAUGUAUCGAUCUGUUUGGGCACAUCCACGUGAUGUGAGGUAACGUUGGCGUGUCCCCGCACCACGGGCAUUGGUGAUUGUAUCGUUUUUGGUGAAUACGGCUAAGUGUAUGUAGGUUUGGGUAUGUGUGUGUUGAAGUCGGCGCCAAUUGCUCGCCUGUUGACUGUUUAACUUUGGGUGAGGGCGUCCAUAUUGCCUCGGCUCCUGUCUUUGGUGUUAGAGGAUGUCGCGUAGCCCAUUUCUUAUUAGUAUUCUUAUUAAGGGUGAAAGGGUGUACUGUAUUUUUCAUAUUUGGACGGGACCCGGGUGUAUCAAGCCAUGAAAUGCAUCAAGAAAGAAAUACCAGCUGAUACGUCUUAUAUGCGUGGUGUUUCAGCUAACUUGUGCCCAUCGUUAAGUACAUCGACCUUUGCUACAUGAAUUGAACCACCUGAAUGUUGUUCUGUGCCCUCUUCAGCAACAAAAAGAAGCAAUUCCGAGCUUAAUUUUAUGUAUAUCGAAAUAAAAUACGUUCUCCUUGGUAUGCAAGCCUUUAAACCUUUUAACUUCAAUAUAGAUGUUGAAGACCGUAUUAAGGAUAUAAUAUGAUAACCUUCUAUGAAUGCAGCGGUUCUGAUUUUAUAGAAGUUUAAAUUGGCUUUAUUUUUUAAGGCGAAGCUUUAUACGGCUAGGCGAAACAAAAA
Dermacentor silvarum is the source of this 2673-nucleotide messenger RNA. RefSeq lists its product as uncharacterized. Bases 78 to 422 code for a protein of 114 amino acids. NCBI's taxonomy places the organism in Eukaryota, Metazoa, Arthropoda, Arachnida, Ixodida, Ixodidae. The transcript has 5 exons. The record is from RefSeq and is a predicted model, not a curated record.